CGGUCAUGUCAAGUCAAUUGUCAAAUUUGUCAAAUAUGUGUGAUUGGAAUAAAUGCGAUUAAAUUAUUUCGCGACUAUUCGCGAAAAGUAAUUUUAUUUGUUACAAAGUGUGUGUCUGUUAUUUUUUAUAUAUCAUUUAUUUUUGAUUUAAAAUAAAUUUGAAUUAUUAUGAGAUAGUGCUAGUGAAAGUGCUAAAAAACUUAAUUGUGAUUUUUAAACUCGUAAGAAAUGAAAAAUGAAUAACAGCUCUGAUUAUAUUUAUUGGUCCGAGCUACAUUGCUCAAAAGAUGCUCUCACGGAUAACUAUGGAUGGUUCAUGCAGUUCCUGUUGGCAGUAUUGGCGUUUACUUGUUUAAUUGGUAAAAGGUUCUGUGAGCCCCGGUAUGCAAGAAGACCAUGGCUUAUUUGGUUCUAUGAUACCUCCAAGCAAGGUUUGGGAGCACUGAUCAUCCAUGCAGCCAAUGUAUGGCUGUCACCACAUCUCACUGGGAAUCCAUGCACAUGGUAUAUAGUCAACUUUAUGUUGGAUUCCACGCUAGGCCUGCUAAUAAUAUGGGCUGGUAUCAGACUAGCCCAGUACUGUGCAAGGACUUAUGACAUACCACUUAUCAACUUUGGUGAAUAUGGUAAACCGCCGAUGUGCUCCGCAUGGAUAUGCCAAUGCAUAUUGUAUGCAGCCCUCGCUACCUUCGCGAAGUCUGUUCUGGCGCUGGUACUCCGACUACCGCCAGUGGUCGCCGUCCUCUCCACCUUACGCCUGUCGCCAGUAUCCGACCCUCGAUUAGAACUGGCUGUCGUCAUGCUCAUCAUACCCUUCUUUGUUAAUAUAUUAAUAUUUUGGGUGACAGACAACUUCCUCAUGUAUCACCCUCGAGGAGUAAGCUCGAAGAUAAAGACCAAGGUGAGGUAUCAGUCCAUUAAAAAAGAAAAGUCAGGAUCCGAAGAGGAGAGAGAUUCAGCGGACGAGCGGCUAUUGGGAGCCAGUGUAUGACCUUACAGGAAGCCCAGUCUAUGUCGGGCUUAAAAUUGUAAUCUCUUAGAAUAUAUCUUCACUACUGACUUGCCAUGCCAAUAUCAACUGGCAACACAACCGUCAGUCUUACGUGAAUUUCAUCGAUUACCGAUCGAUAUUUGAUUUUUGAACAAAUUAUCGCUAAUCGAUUAAAAAUUAAUUUCCAUUCUCUCGAAUUGUAAUCGAUACUUGUAAAAUUGUGUUUGUAUAUAUAUGUAUGUAUAUUAAAUGGAGGUAUGGCAAGUCCUGUAGAAGUGUGCAGUCCAAAUAGGAGUGACCUUCAGCUAUUUGUGAUAUUUCGUAAGGCGUUAGACCAACUUUCCCAAAGCAGUUCUUGUAAAAGGAACCUCCUUUAUUCUUA
Molecule: messenger RNA, 1373 nt
Organism: Spodoptera exigua (beet armyworm)
Lineage: Eukaryota; Metazoa; Arthropoda; Insecta; Lepidoptera; Noctuidae
Source: the annotation of a GenBank genome assembly